ACAGUACAUUUUGGAACUAAGGACAUCAUAGUUUUGUAUGAGCUUGGCUCCCCUCUCUGCUGGACCUCUGACCUCAUUGGGUAUGGCUCAGCCGCCAACUACCUGGCUUACCUGAGCAGCCUGGGAGGGCUGCGGCUGCUGCAGCUCUGCCUCGCAGAUGCCUGGGUGGCAGAGAUAGGAUUGAUCUCCAAUAUUUCUGGACUGGUGGUGUUUUCUCUUGCCACUACAACAGCACUGAUGUUUACAGGUUAUGGGACUCUGUUCCUUUCCAUGGCAGCCACACCAGUCAUUAGAUCCAAGCUCUCCAAGCUGGUCAGUGAGACGGAACAAGGUGCUCUCUUUGCUUCUGUUGCCUGUGUGGAAGGGUUGUGUUCACUUGUGGCUACAGGAGUGUUCAACUCUCUCUACCCUGCCAGCUUGCACUUCAUGAGGGGAUUCCCAUUUCUCUUUGGGGCUAUAAUUCUUCUUAUUCCAGCAGCUUUUAUUGGGUAA
Molecule: messenger RNA, 492 nt
Organism: Merops nubicus (carmine bee-eater)
Lineage: Eukaryota; Metazoa; Chordata; Aves; Coraciiformes; Meropidae
Gene: SLC46A1
Product: solute carrier family 46 (folate transporter), member 1
Exons: 3
Biological process (GO): transmembrane transport
Cellular component (GO): plasma membrane
Molecular function (GO): transmembrane transporter activity
Source: RefSeq, a predicted model, not a curated record